UGGGAUUACCAAGCAGUAGGGAGUUAUUUGAUGCUAAAUUGGAGAAGAAAACUUACAGGAUUAUUACUCAAGUUUAUGAAUGAUUCCCAAAAAACAUUGCUUCCAGUUGUCCAAAAGCCAGAUGGGAAGAAAAAUUGGAUGGUUUGUGAUCAGAUUCCUAUGAACAAUUUCUGCUGCUAAAUAGAUCUCUCGGUGUUUGUUUAUCUUUUAUAUCUCCUCUGACUACUCUAUGUUAUAUUUGAUAUUACUGAUUCUGAGGUACCAAAUUUAGUUUAUUAUUUAAUUUUUAAAGAAGAAUAGAAUGAUUUGCUUAAUAAAGCUCCAACAAGUCACAUAUGUAGUACCUGGUAUUGAAGACUUUGACCACAUUGAUAUCUCUGAAUUUGUUCAAAAAGCUCAGGGUCUCUUAGUAAGUUUCAGAAAAUUAGAACUUGGAGACAUUGACAGUGACAGCUGAGGAAUUAGCUGUGGUACCUAUAUUUCAGAAUCAACUUUCCAUGCUUGAACACUGCUCAUCUUUCAUUCUUCAGAUUUUAUAGGCAGCAAGUAAUCUCUUGAAAGCUACUGUUCCCUUCUCUUGUUGCAUAGAGAUGACAUACUUUAAUGUGGUUGAUGGCAAGGGAUAUUCUUCUCUAUAUGAACCACGACCAAGCAUUAAGGGUCAAUACGAGGAUUCUUUCGGAAAGAUUCUUUUGGUCAAUUUUCGUGGCUGCCCAACCACUUACUUAAUGGUGGCGACAGGCUACUUUUCAUGGACGAGGUGGGGGUGGGUUUUCUCUUGUUGCAUCGGUCUUCGAUGACAAUGGCAUGCUUUUGCUUGCUUCCAUCCUAUUGUCAUCGUUCCGUCGUAAGUUCUUGAUCCUUGGUCCAAAGAUAGUUCGGUACAGGGAUUCAUUGGGAAAGAUUCUUUUGGUCUAUUUCAUGACCGCCACUUCCUCGACGAAGGUGGAAACCUAGCCGUAGACACCAUCAUCAGCUUAGAUUCCUUGGUAGAGGCUAAAAACGAAGGUGGCGAUCAACAAGGAGGGUUUUCUGUAGUUGCAUCGAUGGUGAUCUCAUGCUUUUGCUUGUUUCCUAUCCUAUGGUGGCUAUUCUUUCGUAAAUUCUUGAUCCUUGGUGCAGAGAAGUGUCGGUUCAAAGAUUCUUUUGGUCACAGAUUUUCAUAGCAAGCUAUGCUGCUGCCUAGCUUGCAAUGAAGAUGGCAAUUUACGAGGAGGUUUUUUUCUCUCAUUAGGCCGGUGAUGCUCUGUCUUUCUUCCAGCGCUAUCAUUGCUGUUUGAUCACAGAUUCUUGAUCUAAUGGUCCAGAGGAGAAGAGUAAGUAGGUUGGUUCUUUGGGACAUGGAGUGUUCCUUUCCCACAUGAUUGAUUUAUGCCCAUUGGCGAGGAAACCUUCUGUCAAUGGCAUAAUUGCGUUGAUAAAGGAACCUGAGGUGUAGUAGAUUUUUUGGUCAUAGUGUGUUGCUAUGAUUGUGCUGUUUGUGCUUCUUAUGGAUGAAGAAGAGAUAAUUGGAUUGGUUGCCGAUAAGUGGCUGAGAAAGUUUAUUCAUUAGUGUUUGAUAAAUCCAGCUAAUCUGUUUGUAAUAUUAUGAUCAGCUUAGUGAGUGUGGGAAGUUCUAUAUGGCAAGCCAAGGCAGGCACCGACUACAACCAGUAAUUGAAUAUGAUAUUUAUUCAGAAUAGAGAAGAAAUUGGACUUCCAAAGGGUUUGGAGGAUAUUCAUACCGAGUCCCAAUCCCAAAAUGUUCAAAAACUUAAGCAGCAGAUCGAUGAAGGAAGGCCUACUUCAGAAAAUGAUAAAGAUGAUGAUGCUCAUAAACCAUGUAGGGAACUGAGAAAGAGGAUAGCCAAGUGCGGUACUGACCAAAUUGAAGUUGGAAGCAAUGAUGAACGUGGUAUUGACAACUUUAAUGUCUCUCAGAUAGAUGGCAACCGAAGUGAUGAAGAUAUGCCUAAGCCAAAGAGGACCAAGAGAAAGUCAAAGAGGCAGACAAAUGACAUUGAAAAACCCACUCGGAAGCAUAAGAAAGCCUUUGUAAAACCUGAUUCUGUUGUAGAGAAUUCACCUAAAAAGAAGUUUCCUCAUGCCACAAGGCGAAGGAGAAGGCAAGUGAACAAAGUUUUACUGCAAACACCUGAAGAUGAGAUUGACCUAAGACAGAUUAGCAUAAGAGACCUAAUAAUGCUUGCAGAGGCUAAGGAGCGGAUAGCAAGAAAAGAAACGGCGGCAAUGAGUAAAUUAUUCUCUGGUCAGAGAUGGAAUGGUCAAAACCAAAAUGGCAGGAUGUGCCUCCAAACCAAUGCUUCAGCUAUGCAGGUGUGUAUCACUGAUGGAAAACUGGUUCUUUGCUGGAGGUGGUAAUAAUAAGAUUGAUAUGUGUGAAGCAUUUGUUUCAUUAGUUAUAUCUUCUAUUUUCCUUUGGCUUUUAUUAAAUGAACAAUAAUAAAAGCAUUGUUCUUACUUAGUUGAACUAUAUUUAUGGAUUAGUCACUUGCCCGAUGGCAUUUCUAGCA
Messenger RNA from Musa acuminata AAA Group (dessert banana), 2513 nucleotides. RefSeq lists its product as uncharacterized. Gene Ontology annotation, molecular function: TFIIIC-class transcription factor complex binding. Gene Ontology annotation, biological process: RNA polymerase III preinitiation complex assembly. The coding region runs from base 1663 to 2361 and encodes 232 amino acids. The transcript has 5 exons. NCBI's taxonomy places the organism in Eukaryota, Viridiplantae, Streptophyta, Magnoliopsida, Zingiberales, Musaceae. The record is from RefSeq and is a predicted model, not a curated record. Gene Ontology annotation, cellular component: transcription factor TFIIIB complex.